AUCCUUGGGAGGUGGCAAAGCUCUGUCCCUGCUGGAGCACUGCUGACCACUGUCAUCAAAAACAUGCAGAGGGCAUGAGAGCCCACAGGACCUGACCCAGUGGUCACUCAGAGGAAAGUAGAAGGCAAGAAAUGAAAAGAAGCAUUUGAGAUCCUCCAGCAGCUGCCACAGGGCAUCGGCUCCAGCACUGAGCUCCCAGAGGGGACCAACAGGCACAAAUGAGUUGCAGUGCCACAUCUUUCCUAGACCAUGUCAUUCCCAGCACACAAGGCUGAACAUGUAAAGUGACUCUGCAAUGUUCUCCAAGGUCACUGUAGAGCAGGGGUCACCACUUUGGCAAAGGCUCUAGGCCUGUCUGGUACAGGCUCACUCCAAGCAGCUUUGGAGCUGAUGAGAGCAGAACUGCUCCAUCCUUGCAGUGACACCAUGGAUCCCUGUUACAACCACACAAGCUCUCAGAAAAGUAUGGACUCUCACCUGCAGCUGGUGGUUGGGUUCUUCCUCGUCAUCCUCAUCGUGGUGACUCUCUGUGGUAACAUCAUCGUGUGCCUGGCCGUCACCCUGGACCGCCGGCUGCGGAGCCUGACAAACUGCUUCAUCGUCUCCUUGGCCAUCACAGACCUGCUGCUGGGCCUGCUGGUGCUGCCAUUCUCUGCUUACUACGAACUGGCCAGGAAGUGGCCCUUUGGCAGCAUUUUGUGCAACGUCUACACCAGCCUGGACGUCAUGCUGUGCACGGCCUCCAUCCUCAACCUGUUCAUGAUCAGCCUGGACCGCUACUUUGCCGUCACCACGCCGCUGCGCUACUGCCAGGUGGUCACUCCCUCCCGGGUGGCCGUGGGUUUGGUUGUUAUUUGGGCCGUUUCACUGAUGGUCUCCUUCCUCCCCAUCCACCUGGGCUGGAACACCAACGGGACGGCGGUGCAAAACACGGAGCCCACCUGCAGCACGGAGUGCACGCUGGCCGUGAACCCUGUGUACGGCUUGGUGGUCGCCCUGCUCACCUUCUACAGCCCUUUGCUCAUCAUGUGCAUCACCUACUACAGGAUACUCAAGAUAGCGAGGGAGCAGGCCAAGAGGAUAAACCACACGUGGGGCAGCUCGCCCAUGCCGCCCAUGGUGAAGGAGCACAAAGCCACCGUGACGCUGGCAGUGGUGCUGGGAGCGUUCGUCGUCUGCUGGUUCCCCUAUUUCACCGUCUUCACCUACCGCGGCGUGUGGGGGGACAGCGGGGUCAAAGGCACCCUCAUGUCCAUUGUUCUCUGGCUGGGCUAUGCCAACUCAGCCCUGAACCCCAUCCUCUACGGGACGUUCAACAGGGAUUUCCGACUGGCAUACCAGCACCUGCUGCGCUGCUGCAGGACGGGACGCCCCAGGAACUCCCACCUGCCUCCCCUCCAGAAGGCCCAGCCCAGGGGCAGGCAGGGCCAGGGCAGGCAGGAGGGGAAGCCCUUGAAACUGGAGGUGAGGAAUGAGAAGGGGACCCUGCUCACUGAUGGAGUCCUCAAGAGCACUGGAGCUUUUCUGUGAGUCUCAGCCAGCCUGCUCUCCAAGAACCCACAUCUCCCAGCCUUCAACUCCUGGCUGCCCUCUUCCAAAAUCCUGUGUGUGAGGUUGAAAGGACAACACUCAGCUUUCCUCAGCGUGAAACUCAACAGCAGAGGCGAGAGCUGCAGGGACCCCUGCUCUGGCACAUGGCAUUCACUCCAUCCCCAAACGCUGCUGGAGAGGCCUCUGCCCACCCAGGUGUCUUGCCA
Messenger RNA from Ficedula albicollis (Collared flycatcher), 1757 nucleotides. It is a transcript of the gene HRH2, whose product is annotated as histamine receptor H2. Gene Ontology annotation, cellular component: dendrite; membrane. The transcript has 3 exons. The record is from RefSeq and is a predicted model, not a curated record. Gene Ontology annotation, biological process: positive regulation of vasoconstriction; G protein-coupled receptor signaling pathway, coupled to cyclic nucleotide second messenger; chemical synaptic transmission. NCBI's taxonomy places the organism in Eukaryota, Metazoa, Chordata, Aves, Passeriformes, Muscicapidae. The coding region runs from base 391 to 1530 and encodes 379 amino acids. Gene Ontology annotation, molecular function: G protein-coupled serotonin receptor activity; neurotransmitter receptor activity; histamine receptor activity.